GCCGGACGGGACUGGCAAGUGAGUAUCAUCAUCUGGGAGUGCUCGGCCGGGGAAUACACCGACGUCGUCGGCGACCCAGCACCUCCAGCUCUGGCGACGGAGUGGUUCUGUUGCCUCACUCCAGACGGGGACAUCUUGGUGCACCUCCUAGCGGUCGGGGCUCUGGCUGGGGUGGUAGUGCUCGACAAGAUGGGCCAGCCCACCGACUCCACCUCCGAAGGUCAGAAGGCGCGGAGGAGACACUCGGUGUGCGGCGCCGACCGGGAGGCGAUGGCGCUCGACUACGUAGCAGCCUUGCGGUUUUGCCGCCCCGAGGCUCUCUCCAGCGGUCACCCGAGCCGGCGGCUCCGUGGGAAGCAAUUGCGACCAGCAUCGGGAACGCCGUCAGGGGAUGGAGCAGCGAAGGUUCCGACUGACAUGGAGGUCUCAGAGGGAGCCCUGCCGACGCCGCCCGACGGGCACUGUGGGGAGAUCCUCGCCGCGACGGGCUCGGACACCGCGCGCAUGGAGCCUUUCGGUGGCGCGACCGACGGAUAUGCUGUCGCAGGCGGGUUCGGUGUCGUACCGAUGGGCUCGGAGGCGCAUGUCGUGAGAGGGGUGAAGCGUGACGAGCUCGGAGGCGACGGGGACUUAGACGCCCGGUCGUUCAGCAUCAAGGUGGUGUUUGAGGGGGAGCGGUGCCGUCCGACCAAGGAUGCCGUGAACCUCCUCAGCGAGGCGAGCUGGCCCGUCCGGCCAGUGCUUGGCCCGCACACCACUCGUUGGUGCUUGCCGAUCCUGGCGGACCAGGGCGCACAUCCACGGGCACGGCACACGAGGUGGGGGCACGAGGCCGGGGUCUCGUCCGACGACCCCGGCGUCUCCGACCACGAGCUGUGCAUGCGCGUGCUCGGCCUGGGCAUGCCCUUCGACCAGCUGGACGGCGGCGAGCUGGGCUUCUUCGAGUACAUCGCGAGGCGGGCGCAGCUCAUUGAGCACCGCUACCGCGAGAGGGCCAUGGACCGGCCCGACGGCUUCGACGGAGCCGAGGACGACUACCUCAUGAUGGGGACCCUGGAGACGCGCGGCCAUUCGAAGAUCGCGCCGGAGCUCAAGGACUGCAUCACGGCCGAGCUCCACCGCGAGGCGGGCGUGCUCGAGGAGCGGCGCGAGCUUCGCGAGGAGCGGGCCAUCUCGUCUCGCGGCGGCGGCGGAGGCUGCGCAGGCAGUGCCGGCGACGACAAGGGCUCGCUGCAGCAGAAGAUCCAGCAGCAGGCGGCGGAGCUCAAGCGGUUCCAGCCUACCGGCGCCGCCCGCCGGCCGGGCCGCCCCGGGGCGUGCCCUGCCGGCUCUUUGGCCGGGAUGGUGGUCGCUCGCGAGCUGCUGCCUAUCAACCUGGCCGCCCUCUCGGCCCCGCGCGAGCCGCCUGGCGCUGGCCGCUGCGGCCGCAGCGUCCGCAGCCGGGCCCUCCGCCGGACCCUCGUCGACGAGCGCGUGCGUGAGUCGGUGACCGCCCUCAACCUUUUGUACAACCACGGCGAGGCCCAGGUCUCGCACCAACUUUCUCUUGCUCAGGUCCGUGGUGUCGAGCAUCUCCGACGUGGUUGGGAGCGACUCGGUGCCCCGGAGGUGAGCCCCGCGGCAGCCUGCAGUGAGCUGUGCGGGAGCAUGCCCGGGUAUGGCGACCCGGUGAAGACGGCUCCUUACCAGCGAGACCUCGUCUCGCUGCCGACCGGCGGGGUCCUGGCCGAGGGGGGCCGGUGCCUCGGCGGUGCGGCUUUAAGUUUCUGGAAGGAGUGGCGACAGCAUCUUUUGCGGCCCGGUGUCAGCCGGGAGGUAGUGCAGAAAUUCAGGCCUCACGUCGACAGUCGGCUACGUGCGAAGGGUACCUACGCCCAGUUCGUGUUAGACCUCCAGGCCGCCGGUUUGGUGAACCUGAGGGGCCGCCUCGACGCGACCUUGGGAGUGUUCUUCGUGUGGAAGAGUGACGGCGUCAGGCAGAGGCUGAUAUUCGAUAUUAGGGGUAGUAACGAGUUUUUCAACUCGCACGAGUAUUCUCAGCUGCCCACGGCUAGUGCAUGGAAUUCUUUGUAUGUGCCAGAUCAAUGCGAGCUCUCUUUGUGCCAGGCAGACGUCGACAAUGCAUUCUAUCGUAUCGGCCUGCCCGCAGGGAUUGAAGAUUAUUUUGUCCUCCCUCCUGUCUCUUGCCGCCACCUCGAGGCACUUUGCCCGGGCAGCUCCGGGGAACUUCGCGGGGCGGGGGAGCUCUCGCCCGUCCUCCGCGUAUUACCCAUGGGGUGGUCCUGGUCUUUAUACUUCUGUCAGUGUAUGGUAGAACAAGCUGUUCUCGACUCCGGCCUCCCCCCUUCCAGACUUGUCCAGGAUAGACGGGCAGCCGCCGGCCUCGAGGAAGGGCCUCUCGCUGCCGUCUAUGUCGACGGGGUCGCUUUCCUCGGGGCCAGCGAAAAGUGCUGCUCGGACGGGUGUGCGUCCGCCGUCGAGCUCCUGGGAUCUCGUGGUCUGAUUUGCAAGGGGAUGGUCGGGGCGUCUGAACAGCAGUCUUUCACAGGCCUCACGUUCGAACGCAGCUCGGGAAUCAUUUCGCUUUCGACCCGGCGCUUGUGGAAAAUCCGCCUGGGGCUCUUGGAGCUCUGCCGCCAGGGCUGGUGCACCGGGGUCCAGCUGCGCCGGGUCUUGGGCCAUUUAACCUGGGCUUUCCUGCUGAAGCGUGAGCUUUUGUCUAUCCUCAGCAGCGCUUUCCGUUUUUGUGAAAUGGCCGGGGAGCAGCGGUGGCGUCUCUGGAGUUGUGUGACUCGGGAGCUGCGGAUCGCCGCAGCACUUCUGCCGUUUGCCGCUGUCGACACCAAGAGGCCGUUCGACCCGUGCGCGAUGGCCUCCGACGCCUCCGGGGCCACCGAGUUCGACUUCGGGGGUUUCGGCGUCUGCGAGCGGGCCUGGGACUCGGAGGCAGUUCGAGCCGUGGCCAGCCGUGCGGAGAGGUGGAGAUACUGCGUCGAGGAUGCCAUUUGCGCCCGGGAGCAGAGUCUCGGGCUGGUCCCUCAGGGGCCCUCCAAGCCCCGAAGUUCCCAAGUGAGAGCCCGCCGUGGGGUUACCGACUUCUUCCACAUCGAUGGGGGGCAGAUCGGGGAUUUCGACACCUGGCGCGACCCGCGCGGGCCGGCGUUCCACGAUGCUCCGGCGGCCUGGGUCAGGCCUGGAGGCGCGGCCGGCACGAGCCCUUCGGCCAGCGCUGCCUUCGAUCGUGAGCUCGAGCGGACCAUCGUGCAGCGAGCCCGCGGGCAGCUUGCAGCUCCGCUCGGGCUUUGUGGUCUCGGUGGCGGUCUCGAUCCUGAGCUCGUCCACCUCGUCCAGUCGCUCGGGCAGUCCUGGUUCGGGGAGCCGCCGCAGCUGCUGCAGCUCGAGGCGGACGCCUCCAGGGCUGCGGCAGAGGGCCUGACGCUCCCGCAGACCUCUCGAGCGGGGCACGGGGCGCAGCUGCAGUACCAGCGGUCCUACACCGACUUCCUGGGCAGGAGCCGGGGGGGGAAGUUGAGGAUGAGCACCGUGGCCAAUUUGGCCCGGGGUCUCGCCAGCUAUCUGGACCGCCUGUUCUUCGACGGUCGGACUCGGGGGUUCUUCGCGAUCAUCGGGGCCGGCGUGUGUUGCGGCUUGCUCGAUUGCUGCCUCGGCCUCCUCGUCGUCUGGGGCGCGCACCUCAGGUUGGCCAGCGCUUCGAUUGGCGUGAGGGGUGGCUCCCAGGUGGCGCCAGCUCGGCGGAGCCGGAUCGACCGGUGGGCCAUCUUCUUGUUCCCCGAGGAGCUGCCCGAUCGGAGCAAGACGGGCCAGUUCGAGGAGGGGAUGGUGCUAGAGUCGGAUGCCGUGCAGUGCGUGAGCUCCGCCCUGAAUGCCCUGAAGUUGCGGAGCCAAGCGGACAGGCCUCUGUGGCCAUCCUCCAGUCCAAGGUUCCGCCAGGAUUUCGCCGCGUGCGCCAGCCUGGAGGGGCUCGAGGACGUGCCCCCGUACCAGGACCGCCACGGGGCCGACUCCCACGACGUGCUGUUCCAAGUGGGGGAGUUCGGAGCGGUCCAGGAGAAAUCCAGGCACCUGAACGAGUCGAGUACACGGCGGUGCCGCAAGGGGACCCGCUACCUGGCCACGGACGAGAAGUUGUCCCCCGAGAUCAAGGCGUUCGGCGAGUGG
Messenger RNA from Prorocentrum cordatum, 4179 nucleotides. The record is from the annotation of a GenBank genome assembly. NCBI's taxonomy places the organism in Eukaryota, Dinophyceae, Prorocentrales, Prorocentraceae.